Fraxinus pennsylvanica is the source of this 1257-nucleotide messenger RNA. The record is from the annotation of a GenBank genome assembly. NCBI's taxonomy places the organism in Eukaryota, Viridiplantae, Streptophyta, Magnoliopsida, Lamiales, Oleaceae.
AUGGAACUUAACAAACCAUUACAAAAGAAAAAAUGGUUCCUCCCAUUAGUUUUUUCCCUCUUGAUAUCCUCUUUACUCAUAAUAUUAACCCUUUUCACUGAUACCCCAUUACACAAAAAACCCACCAAAAUCAAACCUCAAAUUCCAAUUUUUGUUGAAUCAAAGCUACAUAAAACCCCAAUACUGCCCAGUUCAAGAACUCCAAAACUGGCCUAUUUGAUCUCAGGAUCAAGUGGGGAUUUUGAGAGUCUAAAGAGGACACUAAAAGCCCUUUAUCAUCCAUCAAACCAGUAUGUUUUGCACUUGGAUCUUGAGGCAACAGCCGAGGAGAGAAUUGAGUUGGUGAAGUUUGUGAAAAAUGAGCAAUUAUUUGUGCAAUUUGGGAAUGUGAGGGUUGUGAAAAAAUCUAAUUUGGUUACCUACAGAGGCCCCACUAUGGUUACGAAUACACUUCAUGCUGCUGCCAUUUUGUUGAAAGAAGGUGGAGAGUGGGAUUGGUUUAUCAAUUUGAGUGCUUCUGAUUAUCCUUUGGUGACUCAAGAUGAUUUGCUUCAUACUUUAUCAACUAUUCCAAGAGACCUUAAUUUUAUUGAGCACACUAGUGACAUUGGCUGGAAAGAGUUGCAGAGAGCCACGCCCGUGAUAGUCGACCCAGGGCUUUAUAGCCUGCAAAAAUCCGAUCUUUUUUGGAUAACAGAAAAACGGAUAAAACCUACAGCAUUUAAGCUUUUCACAGGCUCUGCUUGGAUGAUGCUUUCUCGACCCUUCAUAGAGUUCUGUUUAUGGGGUUGGGACAACCUCCCGAGGACUGUGUUAAUGUAUUAUGCCAACUUUCUUUCAUCACCUGAAGGCUACUUUCACACGGUCAUAUGCAAUGCUGAAGAAUUUCAAAACACAACUGUGAACCACGACCUCCAUUUCAUCUCGUGGGACAACCCUCCGAAGCAGCAUCCACGUUUCCUCACAGACAAUGAUUAUCAGAGAAUGGUCGACAGCAAUGCCCCAUUCGCAAGAAAAUUUGGCAGGAAUGUAGCUAUUCUAGACAAGAUCGAUUCUGAACUUCUAGGACGCGAAGCUGAUGGGUUCGUUCCAGGCAGUUGGUUUGAUGGACACAGACAGGACACGAAUAGAACUUCUGAGCAUUACUUUCUUCCAAAUGUGACUGCAUUUAGACCAGGUUAUGGUGCUCAAAGGCUUAAAAAUCUUAUCAAUGGUUUGAUCUUCGAUAAAGAUUUCCAAGCAAAGCAUUGUCUUUAG